AUGCUUCUCAGUGAACACGUUGUUCUGAAACUUGUCGAGCCAUAUACAAGCUAUGGAAGAAAUAUCACGACGGAUAACUUUUUCAUUAGCAUGUCACUCGCGAUAAAAUUAUUGACCAAAAAAAUAACCCUAGUUGGAACUAUUAGAGGAAACAAAAGAGAACUACUCAAAGCAGCCAAACAAAUGAAGGAUAACAUGCCUCGUUUUUCCACUCUGCUAUAUAAAUCAGAGAAUUGUGUUCUUACAAUAUAUAAAAGCAAACCAAAUAAAAGAGUAGCAGUUCUAAGUUCUAAGCAUAAAUUUGUAAAAAUUGAUAAAAGUAAUAAAAAUAUGUUACAGGAAUCUAUUCAAUUUUAUAACAGCACAAAAUUUGGAGUUGAUAUGGCGGAUCAAAUGGUCAGAAAAUAUACAGUAAAAGCUAGUUCUCGUAGAUAG
This is a messenger RNA of Vespa mandarinia (Asian giant hornet), 435 nucleotides long. RefSeq lists its product as uncharacterized. The record is from RefSeq and is a predicted model, not a curated record. Lineage: Eukaryota; Metazoa; Arthropoda; Insecta; Hymenoptera; Vespidae.